Gossypium raimondii (Peruvian cotton) is the source of this 1544-nucleotide messenger RNA. Its product is annotated as transcription factor SRM1. The record is from RefSeq and is a predicted model, not a curated record. The transcript is spliced from 3 exons. NCBI's taxonomy places the organism in Eukaryota, Viridiplantae, Streptophyta, Magnoliopsida, Malvales, Malvaceae. Gene Ontology annotation, molecular function: DNA binding. Bases 404 to 1273 code for a protein of 289 amino acids.
CUCUGUAGCUGAGGUUUUACAGAGUCAACCUUUGCUAUCGAAUGGAUUAUUUUUCUAAAUACAACAUAAAGAAUCCAGGUUUUGAAAAUAUCAGAUUCAAGAAUUGCUCCGCUGCACCAACAACACUGUUGGUCAGCAAUUCUCAAGAGACUAAUUCUUGAAUCCUGGAGCAAAUCAGUAUUUAAUUCCUCUCAUUCUCCACUGGGGGCUUCUUCAUUUUUACUGGGCUUGAUCUCUGGUUAGCUCUCUUGUCUUUUAUUCCCCAUAAUUUUACACCUGUUAGUGAAACCCAGUAACGUAAUCACCCAAUAACUAUGGUUGAAAAUCCAUGGAUUCUGGUUAUUCUAAUUAGGCAGUGCCGUUAAGUCACUUAUUUUUUAGUCGUGGAUUGAGACAAGCCUAGAUGACUGUAGAUGAAGCUAGCAACAGCUCCGAGUGGAGUAGAGAGCAAGAUAAGGCAUUUGAGAAUGCCCUUGCAACAUAUCCUGAGGACACCUCAGAUCGGUGGGAGAAAAUCGCGGCUGAUGUGCCUGGUAAAACUUUGGAAGAGAUUAAACAACACUAUGAGCUUUUAGAGGAUGAUGUUAACCGGAUUGAGUCUGGUUGUGUGCCUUUACCUGCAUAUAGUUCUUCUGAGGGUUCAACAUGCCAUGCUGGUGAUGAAGUAACUAGCAAGAAAGGAAGCGACCAUUUAGGGCAUUUUAAUAGUGAGUCAGAUCAUGGGAGUAAGAAUUCAAGGUCAGACCAGGAACGUCGUAAGGGGAUUGCUUGGACAGAGGAUGAGCACAGGUUAUUUCUUCUUGGUUUGGAAAAAUAUGGGAAAGGUGACUGGCGAAGCAUAUCCCGGAACUUUGUGGUCACAAGAACGCCAACACAAGUUGCAAGUCACGCGCAAAAAUAUUUCAUUCGCUUAAACUCCAUUAACAAAGAUAGGAGGCGAUCUAGCAUCCAUGAUAUUACUAGCGUGGGCAAUGGAGAGAUUCUAGCAACCCAAGGACCAAUCACUGGUGAACCGAAUGGUGCAGCAACUGGAGGUUCCUCCGCAAAAUCAGCCAAACAACCCUCUCAGCUUCCUGCUGCACCACCAGGUGUUGGCAUGUAUUCUUCUCCAACUAUAGGGCAGCCAAUAGGAGGGCCCCUUGUCUCAACAGUUGGCACGCCAGUUAAUCUUCCUGCCCCGCCACAUCUAGCUUAUGGAGCAGUGGUUCCUAGUGCACCGAUGAACAUGGGUCCUGUCAAAUACUCAAUGCCUCAUAAAUCUGAUCAUAGGUAAUGUGGUGUUUAGCCGCUAAAUGUACAAAGGAUAGCAGGCAUGCUUGCUUGUGCCGCCAUGGGGUUUCUGGGUAUUCCAUUUUAGCCGGAAUAAGAUUUUAUUAUUUGCAAGCACAGGUUGCGUCUGUCAUUUGGUUUAAUCUAAAUAAGCCAUAGGGAGAGAACUUCGAUGUACCUGUAUAGGCAACUGUGGAGAGAGAAAAUGUUAAAUAUGGCAGAUUUAUGAAUUGCUCAUCAUUUUCGCAAGAAAAUGCUAAAUAUUAUUUGAACCA